ACCAGGCACCUGAACCCUGGGAUCUGCAGCUUCUCCAUUCGUCUAGAGCUAGCUCCUCAGCACCGAAAGGAAGCCCCUGUCAUGAAGAGGUUUCUCCUGGCCACCUGUCUGGUGGCUGUGCUGCUGUGGGAGGCAGGUGCAAUUCCAGCACACCAGGUCCCUGUCAAGACCAAAGGCAAACAUGUGUUCCCUGAACAGGAAACAGAGAAGGCCUGGGAUACCAGAGCCAUGGAACCUCUUGAAAAGGAUGACCAGCUGGGGGCACUGCUUCCUGUACCCAAGCAGAAGCUUGCAGCCACUGAGGAAAAGCAUUCAGAUACCAUGACCUGGGUGGAAACUAAGGACAUCCUGAGCCGUUUUCGGAAUCCUCUUCAGGGUCCAGAACUGGAUCUUGACAGCAUAUACCAUCCCAUGUCUGAGGAUGUCCAGAAUGAAGAAGUGCCCCAGUCUAGGCCCAUCCUAUAUCGUCAGGUGCUGCACGGACCAGAGGAGGACCUUGACCACAUCUCCCACUCUCUGGAGGAUUCUGGAGAGCCCUAACCAUUCUCCUACUCCUGUCCUCAGGUCUAGGCUGCUGUGACCAUUCAUUCUCCCCAGUUAGAAAAAAAAAUUAAACAUUUGAAAAUUGGCGGAA
Rattus rattus (black rat) is the source of this 634-nucleotide messenger RNA. It is a transcript of the gene Prap1, whose product is annotated as proline rich acidic protein 1. The record is from RefSeq and is a predicted model, not a curated record. The transcript is spliced from 5 exons. NCBI's taxonomy places the organism in Eukaryota, Metazoa, Chordata, Mammalia, Rodentia, Muridae. Bases 82 to 540 code for a protein of 152 amino acids.